CCUGCCGUAUACCUCCGCCUGUGUCCCUGUCUUUAGCUUGUGUAGCCUUAAGUUGCAAAAACAGUUGACUUAUACAAUGGCGUCCAACAUUGUUGCCGAGUCUGAUGAUGAACAGAAGUCAUCCAUGUACAAGUACAGGGACCAUGAGGAGAGCAGUCAGAGCCUGUCUGAUACGGGUGAUGAUUUAUCAGAUUCAGAGAUAUCAGAUUCAGAGCGCGACAGUGACGAAGAACAAGGAGCUGUGGCAUCUUCAGGAGCCAGUGCUGUAAAGCAAGAGCCAUGCAGGUACUACAAUUCCGGUAAAUGCAAAUAUGGAAAGAAGUGCAAAUAUCUGCAUGUUUGCAAGUACCACUUCAACGGGAAGUGCAAGAAGGGAUCAAAUUGUCCCCAAAGACACUCUGCUGCCUCCCAGAGUGACUCAUCAUCUGAUGAGGAUGACAGAGGGGGAAGAAGAACAGCUACCCCGACAGAGACACAUGACAAGCCUUAUAAGUGGCAAUUAAACAGUGGAGAGAGCUGGAGGGAUAUUUCAAAUGACUAUGUCAUAGAAGCCCAGUACUCACUGCCUGGUGCCAGAGGCAUCAAAAUCUACAAUACAAUUUAUGGGGUGAUUGAUAUUGAUUUUAACAAAAUGAGGAUCAGUAAAAAGAAAAUAAGAGUACAACGCAAGAGUUUUGACGAUUGUGGACAGCAAACUGAAUGGCUGUGGUAUUACCAUGGAAACAAUGGCUGGAUUGAGUAUGGACAAAAGGAUUCCAAAGGCAGCGCUACAUCUUUGAAAAGUUCUGACAUUGAAAAGGAGUACCAGAAGAAACCAAAGAAUUGCCCCAAGUUUACUGCUGGACAGACGCAGUAUGAAAUAAACUUUAAAGAAAUGCGACAGAUCAAUCUAGCAUCAGGCCAUAAGAGGAGAGUAGUUCGGCGUCCAAAAAUUACAGCUCUGCAAGUGAAAACAGGAAAAACAAGCUUCACUUCAUCUUCCCAACAACAGCAACACGUUUCCCCCAGGGGUACAAAGCCAGUCUGGCAGUUUGAGGGAGACAGUGGAAAGUGGUACGAAUUCAAGUACAGGCGCGCCCCACAGUCUGCUACUGACACAGAAUCUUCAGUCUCAAGCAAAGAGAUAGAAGCAAAAUACCAAGCAAACCCAGCAGGCUCCAUGACAUUGAAGGCUGGCAGAUACCAGUACACGCUGAACUUCUCAGAUAUGACACAAACCAAUCUUGCGUCGAAUAAGAUACGCAAAAUACAGCGGACGAUGGUUUAAUGGAAGACAAAAGCCAUGAUCAAGACGUAUCCCAAGACCCUGCUGCCUUCAAAUUGAUUGUCACAUUUUAUACUUACUGACCCCCCUUUCCUAGCUUCCUGUAUAUACGGUACUAUUUACUGUAUAUAAUGAUCAGUUUACAUUUCCAUGGAGGUACGUUUGGUGGUGUUUUGGUUGCCAUAACUGCAGAUGUCCUACAAAGUAAUUUGUUCCCAAAAAUGUUUGAAUACUUCUCUGUAAACAAUUUAAUCAAAGAAUAUUGAAAUUUCAUCCAGUGAGCAGUCACUCAGCCAAAUUCCACAUUGUUUCCUGGACAAAUGUACAAAAACAAAAGUAGAAAUUGACAGACAAAGGGGGUGUGGUUACUUGAAAGCGUGUGUACAUAUUUCCCUUAAAUAUUGAAAAGCCACAUGAACAAGAUUGUAUUUUCUGAAAGGUGGGUCGAUCCUCAUCUUGUUUAAAUGGUUUUAACAUAUCAAUGCAUAAACUGGUUCCAACGAACCGCAAAUACAAAACCAAUCAUUAAAUAUGAAAUUGUUCUAAAAAGUUACUCCUAUGAAUGUCAAAUGUUAGGUGCAAUAGCAUAACUAUUACCUCCUAUGUGUCAUUAAAUGGUGAUUCAGUUCAAA
Acipenser ruthenus (sterlet) is the source of this 1896-nucleotide messenger RNA. Its product is annotated as protein mono-ADP-ribosyltransferase PARP12-like. The coding region runs from base 77 to 1267 and encodes 396 amino acids. Gene Ontology annotation, molecular function: zinc ion binding. The record is from RefSeq and is a predicted model, not a curated record. The transcript is spliced from 10 exons. NCBI's taxonomy places the organism in Eukaryota, Metazoa, Chordata, Actinopteri, Acipenseriformes, Acipenseridae.